AUGGAGAGGGUGCCACCGCCAAAGCAAUCUGGAACAGCUGCCAAGAAGAGCCGCGAGAAGAAACGGUCCCGCCGCAACCGUCGUCGCCCUUCAAACCUGAACCGGGAGUACGCAAAGCGGUCCGCUCACAAGACGUGGCUGCACACCCACAUCUGGCACACGAAGCGGUUCAAGAUGGAGGCCUUGUGGGGAUGGCGCAUUCCCGUGCACGCAAACGAAAAGUCUGUUCGCGCCAACUACCGCUGGGUCAAAGGCGCCCACUGCACCAUGGCAGACAUGUCCUAUUACAGCUGCUUCCAGCUCACGGGCGCCCGCAGCGCUGUUCGCGCCGCCCUGGGCGCCUGCCUCCCAUAUCCACACCGCAUCUUCGACGGACGAGAGCACCACCGCCUCAUCACCCGCGUGCAGGCAGCAGGAGCAGCAGACAACACGGCCAGCACUGGCACAGCUGACGACAACAAGGCAACUGCAGGCGCACACAAGCACGGCGAGCUCAUUGGUGUCGUCUCUGUCAUCGCCACCCCAUGGGCCCCAGCACCACCAACCGCAGAAGCAUCAUCGUCGUCGUUGUCGUCGUCGUUGUCGUCGUUGUCGAGUGAUUCCGAGUGCUCUGUGUGGGUUUGGGCGCAUCCGUCCAUUGCGGUGGACGUACACACCGCCAUUACCACCGCAGCAACAGCCACAUCAACAACAGCAGCAGCAACAACAGCAGCAGCAACAACAGCAGCAGCAACAACAGCAGCAGCGCAGCACGGAGCCACCACCACUCCAAGCACCAGCACCACCUCGACUGGCGGGAGGGUGAAGGUGGAGGACAUGAGCGGAGAGUUGUGCCGGUUUCGCUUGGUUGGCGGUGCAUCGCACGCGCUUCUUGUGCGCGCACUGCACGUUGCUGUUGAUGGCGAGGAGGUGCAGGCACAGGACGACGGCAACAGCACUGAUAAUGGUGACGGUGAUGAUGGAGACAGGGGAGUUGUGAAAGACAAAGACGACACGGGAGAAGGUAUCGUGGAAGAUGGCGGUGGUGGUGGUGAGUGUGUCCAUGAUGGCAAUGAUGACGAUCAUGAUAACGACGAUGAUACUGCUGGUGGUGGUGGUGGUGGUUCUGAAGGUGUGCGGCAGAUGAACACCUCACUGGAUGAUGGCAGGGCCGAUGUUGCUGGUGUUGAUGCUGGUACACUGCGCACCCGCAGCGAUACAGCGGUGUGGCAAUCCCUGCGUGGCAUGCGCGACCCGAGCCAGCUGUCGGCGGGCGCUGCGCUGUGUCUGACCGUGUGGGACCCGCGUCUUCGCUCCCCGUCAUCCAUCCACCCGCCAGACCAGCACGCCGUUCACACACAGGACACCGAUGGUGACACGCAGGCAUGCCUGUUAGAGUGGAUCACAACAUCCACGGCCUCUCCGCUGUGGUCCCCCACCGCCCGCGCAGCUAUCAACACAUCCAAGCUCCCGCAGAAGAUGCUCGACAGGCGCCGCAGCCGCGUUGUUGGCCGCGUUGGGGGCGACCUCCCACCCACUACGAAGGACUCGCUCCUCCCACUCCUCCUCAUCCAGCGACCAGGCAGCACAGCCUCAAGGCGCGCGUCCGUGUUUGCGGGCCCCGGGAGCGGGUAUGCGUGCGGAUGGGACGUGGUGCUGCCGUCGGCGUGGGCGCGGGAGGUGUGGCACUGCCUCGUCCACGCCGGCGCAAAGACGUGCGGCCUCCGUGAUGUCAGACAGCACGCAACAGAGCAGGGCAUGCUCGGGUUUCCGUUUGACUUUGUUGGCACGCGUGCACAGCACUUGUGGCGUGCCCACACCAGCACCCAGGACCUGAGCAGGUGCGAGUCUGCCGGUUGUGUCACCGAGGUGCAGGCUGCUGGGCGCGGGCGACUGGACUGCCGCACGGCGCUGUUCGUGCCGGCUGCGGGCGAUAUCGAGGUCGCCGCCACAAACCCGCUGCUCCUGGAGUCUUCUGCUGCACUCAAGGGAAAGGGCGUGUUCGACUUUGAAUUUCGCGGCGUUGCCGGCGGGCUGACGAGCGGAGGAUUCUGCCACUCGCGCGCACGUGAAUACGGGCUUGGCUUCGUCACGGUGGCGGCCCUUGGCGAGUGCAUACGCGUGACGCAGCAGCUCAGGGAUACGCUUGGCGCACCGCCGGGCGUGCCAUCACAGCAAACACGGCGACGCAAGAGGCAACAACAACAACAGCAGCAGCCGCGUGGCGAUGGUGCAAGUGGGGUGGUUGCUGCGACUGGUACUGGCACACCACACCCUGAGAAGAGACAAGCGGGAUGGCGUGGCAAGAAGCGCGCACUGCUGCAGCAUCCACGGUUUGACAACACGUUCUUGGCGCUCUCCAAGCAUGCGGACACGCGCUCGUUUCGCGUUGUUCAUCUUCGUGUCGUCGACACGCACUGGCUCGAGAGCUGA
Messenger RNA from Salpingoeca rosetta, 2412 nucleotides. RefSeq lists its product as uncharacterized. NCBI's taxonomy places the organism in Eukaryota, Choanoflagellata, Craspedida, Salpingoecidae. Gene Ontology annotation, cellular component: ribonuclease MRP complex; nucleolar ribonuclease P complex. The transcript is spliced from 7 exons. Gene Ontology annotation, biological process: tRNA 5'-leader removal. Bases 1 to 2412 code for a protein of 803 amino acids. The record is from RefSeq and is a predicted model, not a curated record.